This is a messenger RNA of Branchiostoma floridae (Florida lancelet), 1447 nucleotides long. RefSeq names its product hydroxyacid oxidase 1-like. Lineage: Eukaryota; Metazoa; Chordata; Leptocardii; Amphioxiformes; Branchiostomatidae. The record is from RefSeq and is a predicted model, not a curated record. Gene Ontology annotation, molecular function: oxidoreductase activity; FMN binding. Bases 254 to 1408 code for a protein of 384 amino acids. The transcript is spliced from 8 exons.
GCAUUAAUUAUUGUCUCUAUUUACUGGUACUAUGGACAAAGCAAGCCAACACAACAAGAGGUUGUCCAGCAAUGGGUAACUUAUUGUUGACUUUCGGGGUCAUCAAAUGUUAGAGGGCACCGUAGAGGAGAGAGGAAAUGUUCACAUGUAGGACGUGACAGUUGAGGCAACGUUGCAGACCAAUGAAAGAUACAACAUUUAGUCUUAUGAAUCUAAACAUUUUUCUGCCGGAUCCCUGACUAAUAGAUCCACGAUGGCGGAAGGACUGAUUUCUGACCUAACAUGUGUCUUAGACUUUGAGAAAGAAGCCCGCAAGAAACUUUCUGGCUUCGCCUGGCAGUUCUUCAGCAGGCGGAGGGAUGCAGGACAGACGUAUCAGGACAAUGUUGACGCCUUCAAACGAUAUCGUCUCAUCCCCCGUAACCUCCGUGACGUGUCCAUCCGGGAUACUACAGUCACCGUACUGGGUACCAAGUUAGAUUUCCCAGUAGCCAUUGCGCCAACAGCCAUGCAACGAUUGGCUCAUCCCGACGCAGAGUUGGCGACCGCAAAAGGAGCGGCCUCGGUGAACACGGGGAUGGUGUUGAGUUCCUGGGCUAACCACUCCUUAGAGGAGGUUGCUAAAGCGGCUCCGCGGGGGGUCCGCUGGUUCUACCUGUUGUUCUUCAAAGACCGACGUCUCACGAGGCACCUACUGGAGAGGGCACAACGGGCAGGCUACACCGCCAUAGUCCUGACAGCCGACCAGCCAAGCUUUUCCUUUUCCCGCCACGAAAAGCCGACCCUACCGCCCGUCCUUGUAAGAUAUCCCAACGCGUACUACGCGGGAGAUCCCGUCGGGUUGGUCGGGACAGUCGAAGUCGAAGAGCACCUCAGAGCGACGGUAAAGGUGCCCGGGACGUGGGAGGACGUGGGGUGGGUCAGGAAGAACACCAAGCUUCCUGUGGUCCUGAAAGGCAUUCUCUCAGCUGAAGACGCCAGGACAGCUGUGAAUCUAGGGGUAGACGCCGUCUAUGUGUCGAACCACGGCGGGAGGCAGAUGGACGGUUUACCCGCCACAAUAGACGUCCUGCCCGACAUCGUCCGUGCUGUGGACGGUAAGGCGGAGGUUUACCUGGACGGAGGGGUCCGGACUGGGACGGACGUGCUGAAGGCCUUGUCGCUGGGGGCCAGAUGUGUGUUCAUCGGCAGGCCCGCACUCUGGGGUUUGGCAUGUAAUGGUGCAGAAGGAGUCGGGCAGGUUUUACGGGUUCUACGAGACGAAUUUAGUCUGGCCAUGGCGAGGGCAGGAUGUGCCAAAGUAGCCGACAUCACUUCAUCGCUUGUACUUCACGAAUCAUACUAUUCAUCUAGACAACUCCGUCAUCCCAGAGCGAUCAACGACAAGAAACUGAAAUCGAAAUACUGAUUAAAGCAACGUUGCUCCGUCAUGUGGGAUGUUUUCAAC